This is a messenger RNA of Lampris incognitus (smalleye Pacific opah), 685 nucleotides long. Its product is annotated as ADP-ribosylation factor-like protein 3. NCBI's taxonomy places the organism in Eukaryota, Metazoa, Chordata, Actinopteri, Lampriformes, Lampridae. Gene Ontology annotation, cellular component: cytoplasm; microtubule cytoskeleton. The transcript has 6 exons. Gene Ontology annotation, biological process: cilium assembly. The record is from RefSeq and is a predicted model, not a curated record. Gene Ontology annotation, molecular function: GTP binding; GTPase activity. The coding region runs from base 51 to 599 and encodes 182 amino acids.
UGCUAAUCCACACUGUUUGAGCAGGGACCUCAAGACUAACUAAAGACAGCAUGGGCUUGCUAUCUAUUUUACGCAGGCUGAAGCACUCUCCAGACCAGGAGGUGCAGUUACUGUUGCUUGGGCUGGACAAUGCUGGCAAGACCACUCUACUGAAACAGCUGGCUGCUGAGGAUGUCAGCCACAUCACUCCCACACAAGGAUUUAAUAUAAAGAGUGUUCAGUCUUCCGGCUUCAAAUUAAAUGUUUGGGACAUUGGAGGGCAGCGCAAGAUCCGCCCAUACUGGAGGAAUUAUUUUGAAAGCACAGAUGUGCUGAUCUAUGUGAUUGACAGCUCAGACAGGAUAAGGAUUGAAGAGACAAGUCAGGAACUGGCCGAGUUACUGGAGGAGGAGAAACUGGCAGCUGUGCCACUGUUAAUCUUUGCCAAUAAGCAGGACCUGAUGACAGCCAUCCCAGCUGCCGAGCUUGCCGAGGCUCUCAAUUUGUCUACUAUCCGAGACCGUAUGUGGCAGAUCCAGCCCUGCUCAGCAGUCACAGCAGAGGGUGUGCAGGAUGGCAUGACUUGGGUGUGCAGGAAUAUCACAUUUCGGAAGAAAUAACAGAGAACGUGCACUCGUGCCCAGUAUGGAUUCCAGAUGUUGCACAACUUUGCAUUCACCGUUUGUCGAAGACAUGAAGAUAAUAA